AUCGCAACAAGCUGCUAUCGGUUUGACCAACGAAAAAAUUGUACAUUAACAUUUUACUGAGACGCGCAAAAAAUGGGUCAAUCUAUUGCUAAACUCUUCGAAAACCUCUUCAAGAACAAGGAAGCCAGAAUCCUCUUGGUUGGUUUGGAUGCUGCUGGUAAGACAACAAUUCUCUACAAACUCAAGUUGGAUGAAAACGUUACUACCAUCCCAACUAUUGGUUUCAACGUUGAAACUGUUCAAUAUAAGAAGAUUAACUUUACUAUGUGGGACGUCGGUGGCCAAGAUAAGAUUCGUCCAUUGUGGAGACACUACUAUGCUAAUACCAACGCUGUUAUUUUCGUUGUUGACUCUAACGAUAGAGACCGUAUUGGUGAAGCUAGAGAUGAAUUACAAAAGAUGUUGAGUGAUGACCAAUUGCGUGAAUGUGUUGUUUUGAUUUUGGCUAACAAGCAAGAUCUUCCAAACGCAAUGAGUGCUGCUGAAAUGACUGACAAGCUUUCCCUCCACAAUUUGAAACAAAGAAACUGGUUCAUUCAACCAUGUUGUGCUAUCAGUGGUCAAGGUCUCUUUGAAGGUCUCGAUUGGUUGUCUAACCAACUUUAAAUUAAAUAAUUUUGAAUUUAGUUAAUUUAAUUUUUUGAUAAAUAUCGAUAAUAGUAAAUUAUUUGAUGAC
This is a messenger RNA of Naegleria gruberi, 676 nucleotides long. RefSeq names its product ARF/SAR family small GTPase. Bases 73 to 606 code for a protein of 177 amino acids. Gene Ontology annotation, biological process: vesicle-mediated transport; intracellular protein transport. Gene Ontology annotation, cellular component: cytoplasm. The transcript has 2 exons. The record is from RefSeq and is a predicted model, not a curated record. Gene Ontology annotation, molecular function: GTPase activity; GTP binding. NCBI's taxonomy places the organism in Eukaryota, Heterolobosea, Eutetramitea, Acrasida, Naegleriidae.